Molecule: messenger RNA, 1893 nt
Organism: Closterium sp. NIES-65
Lineage: Eukaryota; Viridiplantae; Streptophyta; Zygnematophyceae; Desmidiales; Closteriaceae
Source: the annotation of a GenBank genome assembly
AUGGGGAUCGAGGAGGAGCGAUCGGGCGAUUCCCUCGCGAGCGACGAGGAGAAUGAAGAGAAAUCGACGAUGCGAGUAGACGGAGGAGAAGAGAAAGCUGGUCAAGGUGACGGAGGGGACGUACACGCAGCAUUAGACGCAGGGACGGACGAAUCGCGCGUAUCUGCGAGUGAGGAGAGCGGGAAUGAGGGAAACCAGGCCGAGACCGGGGGGGAGGCGGAAGGUCCGGGUGACCGCGGGGAUGACGCGGAGGAGGCUGCUGCGCCUGCUGCUGCCGUGGCGGGUGGUGGGGACGCGGAAGCGGAAGCGGAGGCUGAAGCGGAAGCGGGGGCGGAGGCGGAGGCGGAGGAGGUGGUGGCUGUGGUGGUGGAGGAAGCGGAGGGUGCGGAUGAGAAAGGGGAUGGGGAAGAGGAGGGGGGAGAGGGGGAAGAGCAGGCGGAGGAGCCGGCGGCGGAGGAGGAAGAUGGGGAGGACGAGGACGAAGAGGAGGAUGAGGAUGAGGAUGAGGAGGAGGGAGAGGAGGAAGAGGGGGCAUCCGAUGGAGGGAAGUCGGAAGGAGCGACCGCGCCGGGCCGCCGCGCCGCUCCGCGCAUGAGCCGCGAGGCGCGGAGUAUCUACGAGCGGAUCCGCGCGCGCCCGUGCCGCGUUGCGCGCGUGAUCAUCGCGGGGAACAAGCGCACGAAAGCGGCAAUCAUCUCCCGCAUCAUGGCGGGCGCGCUGGCGGAACUGGCGGAAGCGCAACCGGCGGAAGCGGAAGCGGAAGCGACGGGCGGAAGCUUCGAGGAUCUGCAGUCGGCGCUGCUGCGCGCCAAUCGGGCGCUGCGCGGGCUGGGGGUGUUCGAAGAUGUGACUAUAGUGGUGGACGCGCUCCCCGGGGACCCGCCUGGCACGGCAAUGGUUGUGAUUAACGUGAAGGAAGAUAGCGUGCUUGCCGCUAACGUCGGCACGUACCUGCAGAGGGACGGCCGCACCAGUGAGGCGCGCAUAACCCUCAAGAACCUCCUCGGGUAUGCCGAGUCGCUCGACGUCUCUCUCGGCCGUGACCUGGGUCACUCGCUGCUCUCCGCUGUGCGAUACAUCUACAGCAUCGACAAGAGGGAUUCCCAGGUCCGCCCUAGGACGGGGUAUGCGAUGCGCGCCACAACAGAGCUGGCAGGGCUGGGCACAGACCCCAAGCUCGUCAGCUUCUUGCGCCAGGAGCUGGAGCUAGCAACGGCCCUGCCUCUCCCCAUCGCCAACGCCGCCUUCACCUCCUCGUUCCGCAUCGGCGCCCUCCUCCCCUGGUCCCUCUCCUCCCUCUCCUCUCUCCCCGCCCUCCCCUCCCUCCCGGCCCUAUCACGUUCCUCUCAACCACCCCCCCCUUCUGCCACCUCCGCCGCCUCCCCCGCUCCCUCCUCCCCCCCAUCCCCCCCACACUCCCUCAUCAACGACCGGUUCUUUCUCGGAGGCCCCUCCUCUCUCCGGGGCUUCCAAGACCAUGCAGUGGGCCCCACCGCUCCCCGCCCGGCCCCCUCCCGCGCGCGCGACUUCCUGGGCGGCGACCUCUCUCUCUCUGCUACAACUGCUCUCUCGUUUGAUUUGCCGUUCCUGAAGCCGCUACAGCAGGUGGGCGUGCACGGGCACGUGUUUGCGUCGGCCGGUGCGCUGCUGCCGCUGCAGAGUGUUUCCGGUGCUGCGGGCAGGGCGUGGGGAGGGGGGAGUGUGGGAGGGGAAGGAGGAGGGGCAGCGGGAGGAGUGGCUGGAGGAGGAGUGGGGAGUGUGGUGGGUAGGGUGGUGGAGGUGUCUCGAUCGGUGGGCAGGGAGGUGCUUGAUGCUAUGAGGUGCACGGCAGGAGUGGGGCUAGUGUGGCCCACACUCAUCGGUCGGCUGGAGGUGAGUGGAGUUGGGUUGUGA